AGUGAAAAGUGAGGAUGAAAUGGCUACUUACAUUAUUUUGACUGUGUAAAAGGAAAAAAGCUAGUACUACGCACUAACUCUGGUCUGACAGUCUCGAGAAGUGUGGUAACAUUUGCCAUUAUUACAUUCCCCAAAUUCUCAUUUUUUUCAAAAAAUAUAGUACUAAUAAAUAUUUUUCUUAAAAUUCCAUAAAAAGCAUUGAGAAGUAAGUAACAAGUUGAUUCAGUCUCACUCUUGCUCAGUAGAGCUCCAUCAAUGGCUUCAAUCAACCUCUUCCUCUUUGCUCUCCUUCUUCUCCUCUCUCACGCUUCAGCUUCAACGGUAAUCUUCUACAACAAAUGCAAACACCCAGUGUGGCCAGGUAUCCAACCCAGCGCCGGCCAAAACUUACUCGCCGGCGGUGGUUUUAAGCUCUCGGCUAACAAAGCCCACUCUCUUCAACUCCCACCACUCUGGUCCGGCCGUUUCUGGGGUCGCCACGGCUGCACCUUCGACAGAUCUGGCCGUGGUCAUUGCGCCACCGGAGAUUGCGGCGGUUCUCUCUCCUGCAACGGUGCCGGAGGUGAACCUCCGGCCACUCUCGCCGAAAUCACUCUCGGCCCUGAGCUAGACUUCUAUGACGUCAGCCUCGUGGACGGUUAUAACCUGGCGAUGUCGAUAAUGCCGGUUAAAGGUUCCGGUCAAUGUAGCUACGCCGGUUGUGUAAGCGAUCUAAACCGGAUGUGUCCGGUUGGGUUACAAGUCCGGUCACGUAACGGGAAACAUGUAGUAGCCUGUAAAAGUGCUUGCUCUGCCUUCAAUUCACCACAGUACUGUUGCACCGGCUUGUUCGGUAACCCACUGUCUUGCAAACCAACGGCUUACUCCAAAAUCUUCAAAGUCGCUUGCCCUAAAGCUUACUCAUACGCUUACGAUGACCCAACCAGCAUCGCCACUUGUUCCAAGGCUAACUACAUCGUCACCUUUUGCCCUCACCAUCGCCAUUAAAUUAACCAGUAACGAAGAAGAAACAUUGCUCUGCUAGCAAAAAAUAUCUUGUUAUGUUUCGAAAUCUUGAGUUUGUAUCUCUACUUUUGUAACACUAUCGAAUGCAAAUCCUAUUAUCAAUUUCAAUGGAACUGACGUGUCUUGUGAGUGUAAAUCUCCAAAUUUUAAAUCCUUUUAUGUUCA
Arabidopsis lyrata subsp. lyrata is the source of this 1170-nucleotide messenger RNA. RefSeq names its product thaumatin-like protein. Gene Ontology annotation, cellular component: extracellular region. NCBI's taxonomy places the organism in Eukaryota, Viridiplantae, Streptophyta, Magnoliopsida, Brassicales, Brassicaceae. The record is from RefSeq and is a predicted model, not a curated record. Bases 256 to 987 code for a protein of 243 amino acids. The transcript is spliced from 3 exons. Gene Ontology annotation, biological process: defense response.